Molecule: messenger RNA, 261 nt
Organism: Aspergillus caelatus
Lineage: Eukaryota; Fungi; Ascomycota; Eurotiomycetes; Eurotiales; Aspergillaceae
Exons: 1
Source: RefSeq, a predicted model, not a curated record
ACCUCUUUCCUUUUUUUUUUUUUUUUCCAGUAUUCGCUAUUACGCACAUACGGAGACAGAGGUCCAUUAUCCACUCCUGCAAGGAUCACAUCACUUACUUCUGCUGAACAGCGGGCAGACAGGCCAAGUAGUAAUGGUAUCCUUUGUAUGACGAUAGCAAGGUAUCCAUCCACAUUGACCAUUAUUGCCACUGAGAGUCCACGAAGGCCAAAAACCUUCCUACCUUCCUUCCAAUCCUUCCUACGUACGACACUACACUAG